Selaginella moellendorffii is the source of this 2610-nucleotide messenger RNA. RefSeq names its product G-type lectin S-receptor-like serine/threonine-protein kinase At1g34300. The transcript has 2 exons. Lineage: Eukaryota; Viridiplantae; Streptophyta; Lycopodiopsida; Selaginellales; Selaginellaceae. Gene Ontology annotation, molecular function: protein serine/threonine kinase activity; ATP binding. The coding region runs from base 1 to 2610 and encodes 869 amino acids. The record is from RefSeq and is a predicted model, not a curated record. Gene Ontology annotation, biological process: recognition of pollen; protein phosphorylation.
AUGCAGGCCAUCUCUAUUGCAGUAGCUCAAGAACAACUUUUGUCAUUACCUGGGAAUCACGUAUUGAGGAAAUUUAAAGGCUCGUGCACCAACUCGUCAGUCCAGGUCAACGUCAGAGUCAGAGUCAAGCAUGCAGUCAGCGAGAAACAUUCAAAGUUGUGGCCAUGGAAGACCACUGAUGGUGGAAGUCCAGGCACAACCAUAAUUGUGAGAGGCGAAGACCCUCAGACAUGGAUUACGUCUCCCAACGCUACCUUUUCUGCAGGAUUCGGCCAUCUCAAUCCCACAUCUCCCCUCUAUAGUUUCUCGAUAUGGUACACCAAAAUGCCCAACACAGUCGUCUGGAGCGCAAUGUCCAAUGACACGGGAGGUUUUCCAAUCGGGCUUAUCAAAGGCGACCAGCUCGUUUUCCAGACCGAUGGUCGAUUAGUUCUCACCUCCAACGCUGCUGGAAUUAUCUGGGGAACUUCUACGUCAACUCUCGCAGUUACAAAAGCUUUGCUUCAGGAGAAUGGCAACUUACAGCUUCUAACGAGCAACGGAGUGCCUGUUUGGCAGUCAUUUGAGCGCCCCACGGACACCCUUCUUCCUUAUCAGCAGCUCAUUGGAAACACCCGGCUUGUCUCCAGUAACCGAAAAUAUGACCUUCGAAUGGAUGUGAGUAGAGUUGCGCUCUACUCCCAGGGAUAUUGGCUUGAACCAUACUGGAAGAUCGCGAAUGACAAUCAUUCCGAUUCUGCGGUCAGUCCUCCUCGUCUCAACUUCAGCACUAGCGGGAUGCUUUCUUUCUUUGAUGGGAACGGCAGCUCCUGGAAAAAUCCUGACAAAGUAUAUGACACGGCACAGAGGUAUGCGCUUGAUUAUCCUGAAAUUGGUCUAACCCGAAGGCUGACCCUGGACGAUGAUGGCAACUUGAGAAUCUACACUCUUGAUGAGAUCAAGAACAGAUGGCUCAUAACUUGGCAAGCUGUUCUUCUCGAGUGUGACAUCUUUGGGAAAUGCGGGCGCUUUGGGAUUUGCACAUACCGGCCGACUGCAACUUGCAUCUGUCCUCCGGGAUUUCACCCCACAAAUGCUUCCGAUCCGUCACAGGAUUGUGUUUACAAUACUCCGUUGACCAAGUGUCCAACAGGCCAAAACUCAACAGAUCCAAGAAACUUCAAGAUGAUCCAACUUGUACGCACGGACUUCCAAUACAAUGACUACAAUAGCCACCCGCUGCCAAAUCCGUCAUCCCAGGAGGAUUGUAUCCAAAGAUGCCUCAGGGAGUGCGAGUGUCUCGGAGCUGCUUUCCAGAUGGGUGGCGCUGGAAUAUGCUGGCUCAAGGGCUUAGAUCCCUCGGGUCUGUUCAAUGGCAAGCAGUCUGUGGACGUGGACAACGUUUUCUUCUUGAAAGUUUCUGCCAAAGAUCCAGGACAAAGUCCGGAUGCAAACGUAUACGUGACAAACGCAAAUGCCACCGUCGUUCCUGGUUUCCAGUGGCUGGUGCUCCAUCGGCCAUUUUUCAGAGAUGGUCCUCGCAUUGCGCUCUUCAUCACAACACUUGUGUUGAUGGUUUUCCUCUUGGUUACUUGUUUUAUGGGGCUCUGCUGGAUCAUAAGCGCUAGAGCACGUAACAACAUGAUGGAUCUCGAUUUUGGCAGUGGGCCUGCAAUAUUCACGUAUCAGCAGCUGCAAAAUUUCACAGACAACUUUUAUGACAGGCUUGGAUCGGGAGGAUUUGGGACAGUCUACAAGGGGCGGCUUCCAAAUGGCACUCUUGUUGCAGUCAAGGAGCUGGAAAUGGCCAUGCAAGCCGAUAAACAGUUCCAAGCCGAGGUGAAGACCCUCGGCAAGAUUCACCACAUCAACCUCGUCCGCUUGCUGGGGUAUUGCUACGAGGACAAUCGAAAGCUCCUGGUUUAUGAGUACAUGCCUAAUAGUUCACUGGAGAAGCUACUUUUUUUGAAUGAUACAGAGCACUUUUGCGGCUGGGCCAGCCGAUUCAACAUUGCUUUGGGGAUUGCAAGAGGGAUAACAUAUCUUCAUGACGAAUGUCAGGAAUGCAUUCUCCACUGCGACAUAAAGCCUCAAAACAUCCUGCUUGAUGAGAGCUUUAUUCCAAAGGUAGCGGAUUUUGGUUUAGCCAAGCUGAUGAAACGGGAGAGGGCAUUGAGUGUGACAACUGUGCGUGGGACCAGGGGAUAUCUUGCACCUGAAUGGAUCAGCGACCUUCCAAUCACAACCAAGGCGGAUGUCUACAGCUUUGGAAUGGUGUUGCUCGAGAUUAUAAGCGGCAGGGAGAAGUACCUCAUGACAAUAUCUGCCAUAAACUCAGAAAACAACCGCUGGUGUCUCUCGGACUGGGCUUACAACAUGUAUCAAGCAGGAGAUCUGGAAAGUAUCGUUGACAAGAAGCUAGUGAGGGAGGAAGUGGAUUUGGUGCAGUUCAAGAGGCUGCUCAAAGUUGCAUUAUGGUGCAUUCAGCAUGAUGCAAAUGCAAGGCCAUCAAUGGGGAAAGUGGUGCAAAUGAUGGAAGAUACUGUACAAGUUCCUGAACCAUUGUCUCCAAAUUUAUCCUCCGAAAUAGCUUUGGAUCCUUCUGUUGGUUCUCUGACAAAUGGACGAUAA